UUAAUCUGUUUCUGCCAGUUGUCGGUUGGCCUUUCAUGCAGAAAAAAAUGGAGGAGAAGAUACUGAGGCUUUACUCUCCAUCAACCAAAGCUCCCCGGAGAAUGACAUCUGAUUCCAGUGAACUCAGCAGGCCUACAGUCGUCAGAACCAAGAAUGCUCGCCGGAGAAGAUUGGAAAUUAGAAGAUUGAAGUACAAGUGUCAGACAAUGAUGAAUAUAACCAUCACAGAAAACAGCAGCAACGGCGAUAAAGACAAGAAUCUUCUUCAUGGAUCAAAACCAAGCAAUGGUUUAACGGAUAUAUCGCUUUCAUUGUCUUCUUCUUCGUCAAAGCAAACAUCAUUAGAGGAGAAGGACAUCGUUUUAGCUGGCUUUGGAGAGAAAACUUGCAAGAAAAACAAUGAUGUUGAAAGUUUGACGUGCAUGUCUCACGGGUUACUAUCAGUUAUCGGUAGGAGAAGAGAGAUGGAAGAUGCAGUGAAAGUGGAGUUAGGAUUUAUGGUCAAAGGAGGGGAAAAUUUUAAUUUUUAUGGAGUCUAUGACGGGCACGGCGGGUCCAGAGUGGCGGAGGAGUGUAGAGAAAGGUUGCAUAACGUGCUGGUGGAGGAAAUAGUAGAGGAUAAUGAGGAAGGAGAUGGGAUUGAUUGGGGAAGAACGAUGGAGAGGUGUUUUGAGAAGAUGGAUGAAGAGGUGAAUAGAGGGAGGGUGGAGGAGGAGAUGGUGGGGUCGACGGCUGUUGUGGCGGUGGUUGGUAACGGUAAGGUGAUAGUGGCAAAUUGUGGGGACUCUAGAGCUGUUCUAUCGAGGGGUGGUGUUGCUGUGGCCUUGUCUUUUGAUCAUAAGCCUGACAGACCUGAUGAGUUGGAGAGAGUUGAAGCCGGUGGUGGAAGGGUCAUAAACUGGAAUGGAUAUCGUGUGCUAGGAGUACUUGCCACUUCAAGAUCCAUAGGUGAUCAGUACCUUAAACCAUUUGUUAUAUGCAAGCCAGAAGUAACAGUAAGAGAGCUAACCAAUCGCGAUGAGUUCCUCAUACUAGCUAGUGAUGGCCUGUGGGAUGUGAUAUCUAAUGAAGUCGCGUGCCGAGUAGUGAGGAGAUGUCUGAACGGCCAAAUAAGGAGGAAAUCCCUUGAGAAUAUUGUCAACGAAAACCGUGCCGCCGAAGCAGCAGCAGUGUUGGUUGAGCUUGCAAUAGCUCGGGGUAGCAAAGACAACAUUAGUGUGAUAGUGGUUGAGCUAAGAAAACCUACUACUUUCCUCCCUUAAGAUCACUAGCCGUCUGUCUGAAGUCACUCUCAAACACAGCGGAUGGAGAAGUCAAUCUGGGAUUGCUAACCAAGGAUUUCGUUUGAGAUGAUCCAUCCAAUUAAACUAGAAGGAAAUUAAGUGGUUGCUUGGGGGCUUAGAGUUGAUUGGGUAUCAUAAUAACAUUUGAUUCAUUUGGCUUGGGGCUUUUACAUGAGCACCAUUCCCCUGAGUAUAUCUGUUGCUAUAGAUAAUUUCGGCAUUUAAAUAUAAAAGCUCUAAUGGAACAAAAAACACAAAUAAAAAACUUAUUAAGUAUUGCCUUUUUAUCAA
Molecule: messenger RNA, 1574 nt
Organism: Theobroma umbraticum
Lineage: Eukaryota; Viridiplantae; Streptophyta; Magnoliopsida; Malvales; Malvaceae
Product: protein phosphatase 2C 51-like
Biological process (GO): protein dephosphorylation
Molecular function (GO): cation binding; protein serine/threonine phosphatase activity
Source: RefSeq, a predicted model, not a curated record